UUGUACACUUUUUUCAGAAACAAAAACAUGUUGAAAAUGCUAUACAUUUUGGUAUUGUUAUGUUUGUUAACAAAAUGUAAUGGUACAGAUUCAUUUUUUGAUGGUAGUUUUAAAUUGGCUUACCAAAUUAAUGAAAAUGAAAUGAGAAUAAAAAUUUUAAUGCCAAUUCAAUUUAAAUGGUUGGUUGCAGGUUUCCAUAAUAAACCUUAUCUUAAUAAUCCUGAAGAAGAUUUGUUUCGGAUUGACAUUAAAACAGAAAACAAUAAAGUUAAACCUGUUUUACAGACUUGUCAGCUUCAUCUCAAUAAUAUAUUGAAUUGUAAUAAAAGACGCAUUUUAUAUUAUUUUGAAAAAAAGGCAAUGUACCAAGAUGAGUGGUAUUAUUUUAUUAUAAAAAGAUUUGCUUAUGGGCUUCAGAAUGGGAAUCCAGUUUCUUUUAUUUGGGCAUUUGGUAGUAAUGAAACUCCAAACCUCACAGAUAAUCUGCAUACUAUAAAUGGAAAUUUAGAGUUUGAAAAUGUGUAUAUAUUGAAUAAUACAGACAAACAACCACAAAAUGCACUGACCACUUCAAUCACUUAUAAUGUGCAAACCACCACACCAAAUAAUUUAUUUAAUGAUACUUCUAAAUACUCUCUAGAACAAACUGCAAGUAAAAAACAGAGUAAUAUAUUCAAUUUAGAGAAAUCCAAUGCUAAUGAAACCGAGCUAAGACAACCCAUUGCUGAGACUGAGCCAAAUAACUUUGAUGUCACAUAUUUUUCAUCAGGUGAAAAUUGCAGUUGUUCUUUUUGCAAUUGCUCGUCUAUUUCUAUUUGGCUUACCGCACUUCGUGCUAAACAGAAUUCUGUCUAUCUGGGAAUUGUUGGUGCUUCUGGUUUACUGACUGGGCUCAUUGUUUUGUUUAUUGUUUGCUCUUGUUCUGUGAAAUCAGUAAAUAAAAGAAAAAAAGUGGCUUUUUAUAAAAUAGAAGAACUAGAAUCUGACGAAGGUUGCGACGAAGUUAGUUUUAUAAAAAAAUAAACUUUUUAGUUUUGGAAUAAUUUUCUCAUGGAGUCCUGUUCCUGAUUUUUGGAAUCUGUGCUUCUGUUCAUUGUUUUGUUUAUUAGUUAAUAGUAAUAAUUUAAAAACGUUGAUUAUUUAUAAGUUUGAUAUUGUUUUAUUUGUUUUUUGAAUCGGAAAUUAUUUUUUUUAAUUUCUAUAAAAUUACGGUUAAAUAUUUUUAAAUUAAAUUUAUAUUAAAAUAUUUGCAACAUGGUUUUUAGAAAACCUUUGUUUGAUAUGGUUUUUAGACUAUUUGUUUUAUAAAACGGU
This is a messenger RNA of Hydra vulgaris (swiftwater hydra), 1314 nucleotides long. RefSeq lists its product as uncharacterized. Lineage: Eukaryota; Metazoa; Cnidaria; Hydrozoa; Anthoathecata; Hydridae. The record is from RefSeq and is a predicted model, not a curated record.